Messenger RNA from Jaculus jaculus (lesser Egyptian jerboa), 1309 nucleotides. RefSeq names its product leucine rich repeat containing 2 (gene Lrrc2). NCBI's taxonomy places the organism in Eukaryota, Metazoa, Chordata, Mammalia, Rodentia, Dipodidae. The transcript is spliced from 9 exons. Gene Ontology annotation, molecular function: protein binding. The coding region runs from base 44 to 1159 and encodes 371 amino acids. The record is from RefSeq and is a predicted model, not a curated record.
GUCGGCGCCCACGGCUCGGGGAAGGUAAUUUCAUGCUCCAAAAAUGGGACAUAAAGUGGUCGUGUUUGAUAUUUCUGCAGUCAGAGCCUUGUGGGAAACUCGGGUCAAGAAGCACAAAGCAAGGCAGAAGAAAGAGGAAGAAAGACUGGAAAAAAGCGCAUUGGAAAAGAUAAAGGAGGAAUGGAACUUCGUGGCCGAGUGCAGGAGGAAAGGCGUCCCCCAGGCCACGUACUGCAAGAACGGCUUUGUAGACACCAGCGUGAAGCUUUUGGAAAAGCUUGAGAGGAACACGCUCGUAAGGCAGGGUGUACUUGCCAAGGACAGGGACAAGCGGAGCAGCCCAUUUGUGUUUGAACUUUCAGGGGAGCACUGGACGGAGCUUCCAGACUCAUUGAAGGAGCAGACGCAUCUCAAAGAGUGGCAUAUCCACAGCACCCUGAUCCAGAUCAUUCCUGCAUACAUUGAGCUAUUUCAAGCAAUGAGAAUCCUGGAUUUGCCAAAAAACCAAAUCUCGCGUCUUCCAGCUGAAAUUGGUCGUUUGAAGAACCUGAAAGAACUCAAUGUGAGUUUCAACCACCUGACAAAUAUUCCCCCCGAACUGGGAGACUGUGAAAAUCUGGAAAGACUAGACUGUUCUGGGAAUCUGGAACUAACGGAGCUCCCCUUUGAAUUAAGCAAUUUGAAGCAAGUUACAUUUGUAGAUAUCUCAGCAAACAAGUUUUCCAGUGUCCCCAUCUGUGUCCUGCGGAUGUGCAAUUUGCAGUGCUUGGAUAUCAGCAGCAAUAACCUGACGGACCUGCCACAGGACAUAGACAGGCUGGAAGAACUUCAGAGCUUCCUCUUGUAUAAAAACAAGCUGACCUACCUUCCUCAAGCCUUGCUUAACCUCAAGAAGCUCACCCUGCUGGUGGUCAGUGGGGACCAUUUGGUGGAGCUCCCAACAGCCCUCUGUGACUCCUCCACGCCUCUCAAGUUCAUAAGCCUUCUGGACAAUCCUAUUGAGAAGACCCAAAGCGAAGACGUCGAUGAAAUACUAGAAAGUGAACAAGAGCGCCAGCAUUUUGAUAAAGAGUUUAUGAAAGCCUAUAUUGAAGAUCUUAAAGAAAGAGAAUCUGUUCCCAGUUAUACCACUAAGGUAUCUUUUAGCCUUCAACUUUGAUAUCAUCCUUCAGAAGACCACAAAAUCUCACUGUCUGGCGGAACUCUAUGCAUUUAUUUAUUUAAUUCUUUUGUUGGGGGGGGCAGAGAGUUUUGAGGUAGGGGCCCACUCUUGCCAAGACUGACCUGGAACUCACUCUGUAGUUCCAGU